Brachypodium distachyon (stiff brome) is the source of this 4458-nucleotide messenger RNA. Its product is annotated as pentatricopeptide repeat-containing protein At2g03880, mitochondrial. The transcript has 2 exons. Gene Ontology annotation, biological process: RNA modification. NCBI's taxonomy places the organism in Eukaryota, Viridiplantae, Streptophyta, Magnoliopsida, Poales, Poaceae. Bases 56 to 1780 code for a protein of 574 amino acids. The record is from RefSeq and is a predicted model, not a curated record. Gene Ontology annotation, molecular function: RNA binding; protein binding; zinc ion binding.
GAUUCAACGAAAGGGCAAAGGGCCACACUGAGCACUCCCCUUCUUCUCCCGCCUCAUGGCCGCGGCCACCCUCCUGCGCGCCGCGACGGCCUCCGUCAAGGCCGCGGCGUCCUCCAUCACGGCUGCGGCCACCGCGGCGGUGACCGACCCGGCGGCGCUCCACGCGGUGCUCGUCAAGACCUCCUCGGCCUCCCGCGACGCCUACAACCUCCUCCUCGCCCGCUACCCGCCGCCGCUCUCCCAGCGGCUCCUCGCCCGCCUACCGUUCCGCGCCAGAGGCUCCCAGCUCGCCUCAUCCCUCGCCUCGCUCACAUCCCCCCCGGCCUCCGCUCCCGAGCUCCUCCGCCGCCUCCUCCGCGCGAGCUCUCCGCCGUCGCUCCUCCUCGCCGACAGCCCUCUCUCCUUGCUCCUCCGAUCCAUGCCGCCAUCCCUCGCGCCCCACCUGCACGCCCUCGCCGCCAAGCUCGCCCUCUCCACUUCCCCCGUCUCCGCCUCCUGUCUCAUUACUCUCUACUCCCGUUCACGCUCCCCUGACGCCGCACGUCACCUGUUCGACGAAAUCCCGCUUGCCUACCGUGACACUGUAUGCUACACCUCCACCAUCGUUGGACUAGCGCAGAAUGCCCGGUACGAGGUGUCUUUGUCGGUGUUUGCUGCGAUGCGAUACGAUGCCCUUGCUUCCACUAUGUACGCGCUGUCGGGCGCGCUCCGGGCCACUGCGGGGCUUGCUGCUCUGGAGCAGACUCGUGGAAUUCAUGCGCAUGCGGUGGUGGUUGGACUUGAUGGGAAUGUGGCCGUUGGUACAGCGCUGGUGGACGCUUAUGGGAAGGCUGGGGUUGUGCAUGAUGCGGCAAAGGUGUUUGACGACUUGGCUGGUGACCGGAACUUGAUCACGUGGAAUGCGAUACUGGCUGCGCAUGCACAACAGGGGGAUCUUGAGAAAGUUAUUGCUUUGUUCCAUGAGAUGGCAGGGAUGCAUUUUGUGCCUGACAGGCUGACAUUUCUUGCUCUUCUCACAGCAUGUAGUAAUGCAGGUGCAGCUGCAGAUGCUGAGUUUUGGCUGGAAGCAAUGCAAUUGAAAUAUAACGUGAAGCCUGACCUUGCACACUACACCUGUGUGGUGGGUGCAAUGGCACGGGUGGGACGCCUGGAGGAUGCAGAUAGCAUUGUAUGUACAAUGCCAUGCAAGCCGGAUGCAGCAGUGUGGCGGACGCUCCUAGCAGGUUGUGUGGUUCACCACAAGGCUGACAUGGCGGGGGUCAUGGGGCAGCGCCUGUUGGAGAUCGAUCCUAAGGAUGAUUCAGCCUAUGUGAUGCUUGCCAAUGUCUACUCAGCAGCUGGGAGGAGCGAUGAUGUGGCCGAGGCCUGGACUGCAAUGAGGGACCACGGAGUCAGGAAGGAAGGUGGUCGAAGUUGGAUUGAGGUGAGAGGACAGGUACAUGUGUUUGUUGCGAAUGAUAAGAGGCAUGAACAAUUGCUAGACAUAUAUGAAAAGUUGGAUGAAUUGAUUAAAGAGGUAGAGAAGUUAGGAUACAAGGAGGUAGAUGAGGGGCUAUGGCAUCAUAGUGAAAGACUGGCCCUCGCGUAUGGGUUGGUUAGUAGUGGGUCUGUACCAUCAGGGAAGAUGUUGAGAAUAGUGAAGAACCUUAGAAUAUGUGCUCACUGUCAUGAAUUCUUCAAGUAUGCCAGCAUAGUGACUGGCAGAGUGAUUGUGAUAAGGGAUGUCAAUAGAUACCACACAAUUAAGCAAGGUGUUUGCAGUUGCAGGAACUAUUGGUGAAACUGUUAGGACACGGCAUGAUGCCAUAACUAUUGGUGAAAUCCUUAGGAUACAACAUGAUACCAGAAUUGUGACUCCAAAGGAAUUAUCGCAGUCUGUUUUCUGGAAACCUACCUGUGUUAAUUUAACGACCAAAUUGCAGCAAACCUUCCAGUGCGUGAUUGACAUUCUAAAGAGUCACAUUCAUGUGGUUGUUAUGGUGAUGAUGUUGGAUAGAACUCUGCAUCAUACAAAGUGUGAAUCAGGAUGUCAGUGUUUGGAAAAUGACACGGCAGGAAAUAAUUUAUGCCUGGGCAGCUUGGCUGCCUGCUGAUUAAGUUGUGACUCUGGGAUCCUUGGGGGCGUUUCUCAGCUGCUCCAGUUCAACUGGGCUUAUGUUAUUACUCCUGUCUUGUCAUGGGACUGGUAUUCUAUGUUCCCAUAGUUCAUCACAUGCCAGACAGAGACAACAUGAGGUAAAUCUGUGUGUUUCCCUGAGAUGACUGGUAACUACAAUAGACUCUAGACCAGAAGACUUGUUUCGUGGGAUCCUGCUUUUUUUGACCUAGUGCAAUGCCUCGAAUGCAGUUUUGAAACAUGUGAGAUUUCGACGGGUGCUCUCUCCUUUUAUACUUUAUUGCUUGUCUUUUGUAUAACCUCUCUACUGAAUUUGUAGACAGCUAAUUUGGUACAGAAACCAUUUGGAUAGUAUUUGUCAGCGGAUCAGCCCAACCUUGGAUAUUUAGCAUAUGAACUUAGGUCGCUGUCCUCAAUUUUCCUUAAAAAAAAACUCAAGCCAUUUUUCUGUCACGCAAUAAGUUCCACUUGAUGUACUAUUUGAAUUUGCCUAAUCCAUUUUAAUCUCCAUGUGUUGAAAUGGCAGCAUACUAAUAUUCCAGUGUGCAUGCUUCCUGUUUCAGUUCCCAUGAAGUACUUGCAUUCCAUUGUCACACUUGUAGAAGAGCACUGCAGAAAUGUUACAUCUUACUUAUAUUUAUGUUAUUCUUUAUCACCAUGCAAAUUAAAAACUAGGCACUGUCCUUCCUACCGGGUGCUAUCAUAACCUGUUUUUAGAGAGAAAGAGAUUUCAAUGCUUAAUUUGAGGAUAGGAUCCAGUGCAAACAUGAGUUGUCACCUAACCAGAUUAAAACCAUAGAUUGUGCAAGAAGGGGUGCCCCCCUUGACCCUGUCCGCGUCGGAUGAAUGGCUACAGUGGUAAAAGGUUGUUGUGCAGCACCCAUAUAUCAGUACAUUCGGUCUAUGCAUGCAGGAUUGUAUCAGCAAUAAUAUAGCUAUGACACUUAUAUUAAAUAGCCUAUGCCCCUGUGUUCUCCUAUGGAGAAGGUAAAUUACUGGCUUGCAGCAUUGUUCAUUUUUCUGCUACUCCCUCCGAUCGGUAUUGCUUGUCUCAAAUUUACCCAAAUACGGAUGUAUCUAUGUGUAAAAAGCGUCUAGAUACAUGUAAUAUUUCGACAAGUAAUUCCGGCCGGAGGGAGUAUUAUAGUUCGGAACAGUAAAUUUGUUCUAUUGUUCAGAGAAAAUGUACACUUUAGGUUUUGUUUAGUUCAAUAAUGGAAAGUAGUGGUUUGGUUGUAAAAUUUAGUGCUCAGUUAUUGGAUAUCAGUAAUAGUUAUUGCAGUAUUUGGUAUACUUUGCUGCUGUAUAUUUGUUGUUUCUUCAAUUAUAAAUUCAGUUAUAUCCUUCAAAAAAUAUUCUUGUUUUUUGCUGCUUGUGUUCUAGUAGUAAUUAAGAGUAAAGUAGAUUUUGUAAUCCUGCACCACAAGUUCCGACAAUUUCUUUACAUAACAAUUUGGUGGUAAGCUUAAUGCAUUGGUCCAAGCUCAUUGAUGAGAGUGCGCUGAUUCUUAUGGCAUUACUUUUACUCGUGAACAUGUUAUAAGGUAGUAACGACUUAAAACCCCUGUCCCACAUUUGUCCAUUUCAUUUAGCCAUUUGAAUUUCAACCUUCAGAGUAUACUGAAUGGAAGGUAUAUCACAUGGAAAUUGACAGUUAUAAGAGUAUAAUCAUGACCUUAUCUAUGAUUAUUGCUGCCGUUGAGAUAUUAAAAUAAUGCCUAUGAACAUUUUGAUAUAAAGCUAGUAUGAUACUGUGUCACAUUACAAAAGUGCUUACUAAUAUCAGCUUCCUUUGCAUGAUUUAUUGCCGUUUUUGGCAAUGCCAUGAAAUCAUAAUGGGCCGAUGGAAGCUGCGUCAUAUGGAGAAUCAACACUCCCAUGGUUACAAUUUGCUUCUGUCUUCCAGUCAUUACUCCUGCUAGCCUUGUUUUUGCUCUGUGCAUUUGAUAUCAAGGUGACAGCUAGUCCAACCAUAGCACAUGAAGAAAUCAUCACUUCAUGCUCUGCUUCGGAAUUCGGAUGUGGCAAUUCAACUGGAUGCGCAAUCACCUGUUGGAUUUGCCUGUAUUUGAUCUAACAAUGACCUUCACAAGGCUCAGGAUUUUUUAUUUUUUUUUGCGCUGGAGGCUCAGGAAUUGCAUGCCAGUGGCAAUGUAUAAUCUUAAUCUUAUGAAACUGAAAUUAGGCAAUUUCACAGUUAACUCGGUGAUCACGGUCAUGUGAUUUUAUUUCAGUGGCACGUGUAAGUUUAAGCAUCCCAUUUAGAUGGAUGGUAGCACAGCCGUUCAAAUUUGGCUUUCUUCAUGAAUUGAGAUUCUUGUGAUUGAUCUUGCCAUGAAUCA